AAUUCGCAAAAUAGACUAUUUUUAUUUCUCCCUCAACACCCGUGCAGAAUGGAGUUUAACGUGCAGCGUGCCGAGCGGACGCUAUCAUUGCUUACCAGUACGUACCUGGCCAACACAGAUGCCGUGGCAGCGAACCUGGGUCUGGUGAUCGAGACGUUCCAGUCGCAGAAUCUCCUGGGGUUCACUGGCGCGCACACAGCACCGGCCGAGGUGGUGAAGCGCUACGAGGGCACAGUGCACAAGUGGCUGACGCGGAUCAACUCGUUGGCGACUGGUAAGACGUCCGAGUCGCGCCUAGCAGGCGUGCUCCUGAUGAAGUACACGGCCGAGCAGUCGCCGAAAAUAUUUGUCGAGAAUGCGUCGAAAUGGAUGGCGAGUCUGCUGGCGAUCCUGGGCAAGAGCGAGGUCGACCCGGUCUACGAGGCCACGAUGGAGACUUUGGUGGGGUUCCUGGAUGUGGUGCGCGAGGUGCCGGAAUUGCAACGGGACGUAGCGGCAGCGCAGGUGCCGCGCGUAAACCAGACGGUGUUGGCGCUGGCUGAGAAGAACUCGGAGCUGGUGAACUGGUUCCCGACGCUGUUCCGGCCGUCGAUCGACAAGACAGUCAAGUUGUGCUUAAAGUACUUGACCGGUGAGACGGCGGGCGGCAAAAUGACGGUGGAGGAGCGGUGGUUCGAGUACAUGCAGCUGACGAUGGGCACGAUUGACUGGUGCAUUGACCAUAUUAUGUGUGUGGAUGCAGGGGCGCCCGAGUCCGAGCGCAGGGAGUUUGGCGAUCUGCCGAAGCUUUCGAGCGACUUCAUGGCCUCGAUCCCACAGGCAGUCGACCGCAUCACAGGCAUGGUGGAGCUGUUCACCGCCCUGCUUACACGGCCGACCAGCGCCAAUAUCGCGGUGCCCAUCGAGCUGAUUGUCGAGACGAUCUCGCGGCUGGCGUUUGUCCCACUGCGCAUCGCCAAUGCCAAAACGGACCGGGCGGAGUACUCCUUGGUGCCGCUGCUGGCGCCGCGAAUUCAUAUGGCGGCAGUCCACAUGCUGGCCGCGCUGGCGGUUGCGCUGGGCGACUAUCUGCAGCCAUUCCUGGGCGGGAUUGCGCGCACAGUGGCGGUGAUCAACUCGAAGCUGAUGGGCAGCGCGGCAACGCAGACGGCGGUGUUUGCGCUGAUCCAGCUGUAUGUUGAGCGGUUCGGGUUCGGAUUCGAGUUUGUGGCGCACAUUGUCAGCAGCACAAAUGUGCGUGGGCAGCAGCAACGCGCAGCCCCCGCGCCAGCCGCGUCCAAGGCAUCGCGCAAACGCGGCAGCAAACAGGUGGUUGAGGAGGAGUCCGGGAGCGCCGAGUCAUUGGAGUACGCAUUAGUGCAGCUGAAUUCGGUCAACCACAGCGCGCUGUGUGUUGUCACGGCUAUCCUUGUCAACGCGCCGACGGCAUUCACGACGGUGCAGCGCACGCAGAUCGACGGGCAGCUUUUGACGCUUCUGCUGCUGCAGACGGUCAACCAUGACCGGACGGUGUUUGCCGGGCGGCAGACGGACGUGGAAUACACGGCACAGCUCUUUGAGUGCCUAUUGGCGUCGGUUCUGUCGCCGGAUCCCUGGCAAAAGGCGAUUGUGCCGCAUCGCCCGAAGAUCCAGUGUGUGUGCACACGGGCUCUGGCGGCGAUUGAGCCGGUGGUCCACGCCAAGCUCCCGGCGCAGAUGCGCGGACCAGCGCCAGAAGAAGAAGUGGAGAUGGACAAGAGCAUGCUGGACGAGCUGGUGCAGCCGCCGCAGCAAAACACGGUUGCGGAGGACGCAAAUGCGCCGAUUCAGGCGAAGCGUGUCAAGCUGGAUGAACCGCUGAUUGAGAAGACAAGGGAAGAGAAGGAGCCUGCUACUGCUGCUGAUCUCCCGGCAAAGAAGAGCAGCCAGUCUGAGCCAGCAGCCAAAAAGCCAGUAGAGUCGGCGCUGCCCAAGCUGCCGGCCGUGCCAACAUUCAAGCCAGCGGCCAGCGGUACGCCAGCAAACACAAGCGCUUCAACGAAGGAGGAAGAGAGUGACGGGGAGGAGUUCCCGGACAUCGUCAUGGAGGGAUCGGACUCGGAGGACGAGGACUAGAUGAGAAUUUUUUUAGUGUUGUUGGCCACAAUGUAAUCAG
Molecule: messenger RNA, 2134 nt
Organism: Linderina pennispora
Lineage: Eukaryota; Fungi; Kickxellomycota; Kickxellomycetes; Kickxellales; Kickxellaceae
Exons: 6
Coding region: 49-2094 (681 amino acids)
Biological process (GO): rRNA processing
Cellular component (GO): nucleus
Source: RefSeq, a predicted model, not a curated record